CGCUUGCCGCGCACGGAGCCAUCUUGCUAGCGCCCGUCGAAUUGCUCGCGUCUCCGCGACACAAAUCGCUCUUAAUUCGUACUAAUUAACCAUUUGAAUAACAAAAAACAAUUAUCAGUUAUAAGUGAAAGCAGUGACGUAUACUUAUUAGGAAAAAUAGAUUUCGCUUGUGUUGUUGUUUUAGUGCAUUGGUCUAGGUGAGUUGUGACUCUUUGUGCGCGACAAUUAUCAUUCUGAUCGAUUCGGGCGCGGGGGUGUGCGGCCGUUUUAUAUCUUUUGUUGUUUUGUAACGCUAAAUCAAUAAUUUUAGUGGCUAGCGGCCAUCGCGUUCUUAAUUCAAAUCGUUUGACGUUUCGGUGUGUUUGGACUGUUUCGUGAGGAAGUUGUGUGCCAUCAAAAUACGAGCGAUAAACUAUUUCAGAUUGGAUGAGAAUGUGUUAGUGAAGUGAAGUGUAAGUGAAACUCAGUGCAGUGACAAAAAGUGAAAAUGUGUGAAACGGCCUACAAGCGAUCCAUCUCUGGAUGUUAGCUGUCACUAAAGGUGUGGUAUGGAUAAGGAGAGCGGGGAAGGCGGGGACGCAGCCGCCAAGCAGCCGCCCGAUGGUCAGUUCGACCCCUCGGCACUCUUUGGAGCGUACUGGGGUCGAGAUGGUGCCAGCAACGCGGCAGCUGCGCAAGCGCAGGCGCAGGCGCAAGCCGCACUCUUUGGCUUUGGCUCCCGCUACCCGCCACCCACCACGCUUGGUGUCGCAGCCAACCAGGCGGCAUCACUUGGACUACAUCCCGCUGCUAGUGCAGCAUGGUGGUCCAUGGCCUCGCACUUGGCGGCCCAGGAUUACUUAGCACGACUGCAGGCUACUGGACUUAACUUAUCUCCAUUAAACGACCCCUAUGCAGCCCUUUCCGCUCUUUCGGGUUCCGGUCUUAAACAGAACAAGCCGCCUAAACAGCCUAGCAGAAAUGAAAGAUCAGGACGUACUAGUACAUCUUCGAGUAUGUCAUCGAAAGACAAAACUCCCUCAACAAGUACCAACUCUCAACAUAAUAUGAACGAUUGGGCAUCUACAUAUGGUUUCCCCAAAACCUCGUCUCCAUCAACAAUGGCGUCGCAGUCCCUUUCCAGCUUGGCUUCCCUCAAUAGCCUAGCCCAGCAACCACUGCAGAGCAAAUCCUCCAGCAAACAGCCACAACCACCGCCUAAUAGAAAGUCAUCAACGAAGGAGAAAGAUCGAGAUUUAUCUGUAUUGCGAAGUGAGUUAAUGUUGGCCCAGGCUGCUGCUCAAGGCGCGUAUCACGCUGCUGUAGCAGCUGCUGCUAAGGGAAAGAACAUGCCUCUACCUUAUCCUUUCGGAAUGCCCGGUUCAGAGAAGGACAGACGAACUGGCAUAGAUUCCUUAACUGGCCUACCACAUAAUUUACUCAGUGCCGCGUUGGAAGGAGGUGAUCCGGCGUCAGUGUUGGGUGGAGUGAGGCUUCCACCAGACACCGAAAUUAUUAAAUAUACCUCUUCAUUAACGGGACCUAAGGUUCCAGCGGGGUCAACUAACCGUGGUCGCAAAAAGACAAUAUCAUUGGACCCGCCUCACGUAUCUCUUCACCCGUCCAGUGAUAGAAGCACCCCACUACCUAAUAAGAGGCAAAAAGUUGAUGAGUAUGGCAAUUCCAGAUCAUCAGUGGAGGUGAUUAGACUGCCAAAUAAGCCCGACCGUUCAUCAAAUUCUUUAUCAGCCACUCCACCGCCCAAUCUCUCCGAUUAUGCUGGUAUUUCAAGGGAACUACUGCAAACUAUAGCAAGUCAAAGUGGAGUUAGUUUAGCGGCGCUUGAACGGCAGUUAGCUGGUGCCAACCCGACUGACUCGGGACUAAACUUAAGUGUCAGGUCUGGUACAGAAGACACUCCAAUGGAUCUAGGUGCCAAAUCUACUGAGGACGAUGCGCCUUUAAAUUUAUCCCUAAAACCUGCGCCACCAAAUUCACAAGCAUCGGAUGCACUAUCAAGACUUACAUCACUUAGCAGUUCACUCAGUGCGUCUAAUGAGAGAAUAUCACGUCGCAAGCCUGGCGCAAAACCCCGACGUGUAGCUCCCGAACCCAACGAAUGUCCGCGACCACGUUCCAGUGGGAGCGAGGACAGUGAAUCCGUGCCUCCCUGGCCUACUCGGGAGGGACGUCCGCGUAACCUAGGGCGUGGCGUAAGCAAGCCCAAGAAGAAUACCGUCGCAUCACUUCUUGCGCAAAGUCGCGCCCUUGGCUUACGGCCUGCGCUCGCGCAACAGUUAUUAGGAGAGACUGAUUUGGAGAAACUCCGUGCGUUAGUGGGCGAAGGGGCGAGUACGGACUCUGAAUGCCAGCAGUCUGAUAGUAAUCCAUCCGACUCGGACGCAAGUGAUUCAGGCAGGAAGCUAGAUGCAUUACUACGGCUGCCUUUGGCUUUAGGUUGGAAGCGGGUGACAGUAAUAAAGGGUCUCUCUCGUAACUGCAAUAUUAAGGGUGACGUGAGUUAUUCCCCACCAGAGCCACACACCGCUCUUCAUAUUAAGUCCACUCAGGAGUUACAGAAUUACCUGGACGCAAACCCGUGUCCGGCAUUAUCGCUCGAUAACUUCAGCUUCAGUUCGCGAACAGUUUUAGGAGAGUACGUCCAGACGUCCGCCGACACGGACCCCAUAAUCUUUACUGAAACUGACAUCUCCAAGAGGCUAGAAGAAGCCCGAGCCUUGGCAGCGUUAGCUGGGCCUAGGUCCACGCCCCCGCCCGUAGAGAGGCGAAUAGAACUCGCACGACGACAACAAGCAGCAAGGGACGCUAGGAGGGACGCCUCUCAUAGGAAUCGGGAUCAGGCCCGCUUUGUUCGUGAAUACGAACGUUCUGAAAAGGCUGAACUAGUAAAACGGGAAAAAGAGGUCAGAAGUCAACAAUUAGUAGAGCAUAUCAACAAAAAUAGAACACAAUUGACAAUCGAAGCGCUGCCAAUGAAAGACGAAUGGAAAGUACCAGAGACAAUAUUACCGCCGAAAAAAGAUAGAACUAUGCCACAGAUUAGCCUAUCCUUAAUACCAGUGAGCGGGAAAGAUUCCCCAAUCAAAACAUUAAAUUACGAACAAGGUAUUUGGAAAGAGGAAUCCGAAGAAUACAAUGCCUUGGACAAAAUGAAAGACUUUGCUGAAAAGGCCGCCUUCGAUCUACCAAAAAGGCCUAAUGAUAAAAUCUUCGAUAUCUCACUCGUUGCGGCAGCUGAAAAGGCUAGAAAAAAAGAACAAGCCCAACCAGUGGGCGAAAAUAAUUUAGAGAAAUUGAUCAAUUCUUAUUCGCGGAUAACGGAGUUUAUAAACGGCUGUGAUUGGUCCAAAAAUAACGAUAAGCAAGACCAAAAGAGCUUAGAACAGAAGUAUUUAGACGCUAAAAACGAGUUUAUGUCCCAAAAUCUCAUGUUAAUGCCCAAAGACCAGAAAAAAGAUGUGAUCGACCUCAGUGGUGACGAGGAUAUUUUAGCUGAUAUAAAUAAAAAACUAUCUAAAGGCACGUUCAAUGUGGGAAAAGAUGGCGCCUUAUCUAUAUCUGUUCAGCCGUUCGCGAAGGACGUUUACAGUCCGGCUAAGAAACGAAAGCAAGAGGAUGCUGAAAAACAGAAAAACGACGAACAGGCGAAAAGACAACAGGAGAGAGAAAUAAAAAGACAUCAGGCGAUGUUACUCAAAGAGCAGCAAAAGUAUAUAACUGAGGAACGUGAAAGAAGACGUCAACACACAACAUUUAUCAGACAACUUGACUCGAGAAGAAGAUGGGAAGAAAGGGAACGAAGAAAACACCAGAAUCUUUUAGACCGAUUGCUAGUUAAAGAGAAGAAGUUACAGCAAAGACGUAAAGAGAUGGAGCUGUUGUCUGAAUUGAGGAGACCACAAGAAGACUCAUCCCUGUCAGACCAAAAGCCGCUUCCCAACCUGGACAGGAUACAAGGUCUCAAAGUGUCAGGGCAGGCCUUCGCUGAUCUCCUACAAGUUUAUGAGUUCCUACACAACUUUGGACAAGCGCUUGGUAUUGAUGUUGAAGCGCUGCCAACGUUAGACACACUACAACAGGGUCUUAUACCAGACUACAACCAAGAAGCUGAAAAUGAGCUCAUAAUAGUUCUCACAAGACUUUUGGUUCUCUCAAUUGAGGAUCCGGGUAUACCGCACCCGGGACGACAUACAACGUUGCUGGGACAGGCGAUACGUCUCGGUGAUAUACGGCCUGAAAAUCUCAGCGAGGUGCUGCGAAUAUACCUUUAUGCUAACGCUACGGGCGAGGUUAAGGCUUUGACAGGCCUAACAGUGGAAAGAGAACGAGAACGUCGUGUUGCUGAUCAUCAUCAGAGCGAUGCUGAGAUGCAACAAACCUGCGUGAGCACCAAAAACGCGGCAUACUACGAGCAUCUACACAAUAAUAGCACUUAUAAACUAUCAGAAAUGCUGCGUGAUAAACCCUUCGUCUCGCUAAACCCAAGUAGUAAGGCGCGAAUGUUGGCAUAUCUUUGUGACGAGCUACUACAAAGUAAGGCCGUCCUAAGGGCAGUGGAUGCUUCGUUAGAUCACCUUAACCAGCUUCGAAAGGAGAGAUACCUCAUGGAUGCUAAAAUACGGAAAGUUCGAUCCCUCUACCAACGCAAGUUACGGGCGGAACAAACUGAGAAGCAACAAGCUCUAGCAUUGGAGAGAAUGCAGCGGCUGGUAGAAGAAAGUUCUGGAAUUAUGCGUUCACCUGCUCGUGAAACUCCAGAAAAGUCAGAAACACCGAAAAAGGAGUCAUCUCUCUCACCAGAGGAUAAACCCAGUACACCAUCCCCAUACAAGGAAGAGGAGCCCAGUGACAAGGAACUGUCGCCCUUAAAAGAGCUGAGCAAAAAGGAGAUUUUGAACAACAAUAAAGAAGAAAUUCCCGUGGAAGGAAAAGACAAAGAUAGCGUUAUGGGUGACGAUGUAUUGAGCGAUUUGGAGAGUGAAGGGACGCAGCCUGAAGAGGACGAAGACAAGAAUCUAUCAUCUGAGGAGUUAUCAAGGAAAUUAGAGAAACUAUUACGUCAAUCCGAACAGCAGGUGUUGCAACUAGCCGCCGCUUCCAAUUCAUUGAGGGCCACGUGUUAUGGGCAAGACAGGUAUUGGCGUCGUUACUGGUCUUUGGGCAAAUGUGGAGGCGUAUUGGUGGAAGGGAUGGAGUCAGCCCAAUCCGAAAUUAUGGCGUAUCAUGAGAAACUAGAGGAUGCUAAAAUUAACGGCGUCAAAGUCGAAUCAAAACAAGAAAUAAAAUCGGAAGAUAUUAAGACUGAGGAAAACCAAGACAAGGUGUCUGAUGCUGAAGCUGAACAGGAACUGCGGAGUAUCAAGAGUGAACUUAAUCUCAGUGACAAGACUCAGAUUAUCAAAUAUGAACCCAAUAAAAUUGUUUGUAAGGUUGAAGGAAUAAAAAUGGAAGAAAAAUACAUCCAACAAAAGAGCCACGAGGAAGAAGACAUGUUGGACAUUGAAGAUUCCAUUCCGACGGCAUUUUUAGUACAAAAACCUUCACAUAAACCGCUCUUUGCCAGUCAAGCCGAGCCCGUAGACAAACCACAGGAUAUAAUUAAACUUGAAAAUCCCGCCAAAACGGAACCAAAUGACAAAGAACAGGAAGAGCCCAAAGACUCUCUAGUCAACAAUUUGGAGGAACUCCGCAAAAUGGCGGAAGCCGUAUCUUCACAAUUGGACGCGGCUAAGAAAGCAGAAAAUGAGAUCAAAGAAGAAAAGCAAGAACAGCAGGAUAUAGAAACAGACUCCGCGAAUACCCAUCUAUAUUCAAAGAUGUUGGACGGAAAAUGGUUCUCCAUACUACGGCAUGAGAACGCUUUCUUGAAUAAUAUAAACGAAGAGAAAUAUGACGUACCGAAAUAUUGUGAUAACGAACACACAUGUAGUGAAGUCAUUCAAUGCCAGGGUCAUAAAUGGGAUGUCUCGAAUAAUUUGCAUUUGUUGAAUGACCCGAGUUUGUUCACACUGAAUAGUAUGGUGACGAGUGUACAGGUGCCGUGUAAUAAUGUUUAUGCGGACUCAAGUCUCACGAUGUCAGGCUUGGACCAAGACAUGAUGGACGCCAGUUUGAAUAAUACAGAAAUGGAAGUCGAGGAGACGAAGGAACCGGAAAACGACUUGGAAAAAGAACUCCAAGCUGACUCCACAAAAGCGGACCUUGCCACUCAAAAGGCGAAAGCUUCUGGUCUAAAUAGCCUAGGGCUUCUAAACUUCAAUGCCUUAUCGACGUACGUCACCUGCGAUUCACCUCCUCCGAUACAAAUGUCACCUGACGAACUAGAUCAGCUGGAGCACUGUAAAAUCCAUGGCUUGCCUAAGAAGGUGGAUGGAAAUUUUGUUCCUAAAGAUCUAAGACAUGGCUGGUGGAGAAUAACAGAAUCGGAACAAAUGAAACAAGUGCUUGACUCGUUACACCCACGUGGAGUGAGAGAGAGGGAACUACAUGCGUCGCUUAUCCAACAUCUACCCACCGUUAAUAAUAAGCUUUACAUUGACAAGGGCGACACAUCUAUAACGCAACUGUCAGUGUCGCCUGUAGAUACCACAGAUUAUACACCACCUGACGAACCUGGCUCGUUCUGUGCCAAUACUGCAAGGAGGGUCGAUAUGGCUUUAUUAUCUAUGGUGGAAGCCCUAGAAGAAAGAGUGAUAGCUGGCUCUAUGCAAGUUAAGGGCUGGCGUCCGAGCUGUUUGCCCCUUGCCCCAGACGCCUCCGGGGCAGAAAUAGUCGCCUGGGCGCGUCACCAACUUGCCCAACUCGAAGCUCACGUGGAGAGGCGAUAUUUAAAACCGCCCCUGGUACAAAGGUACGCUAGUACAAACGACGCUAACCUCGGAGCGAUGCUGCAAAGUGAACACGGUAAUGCAUCUGCUACGUCUCCGCAAAAUUCAGAGAACAAUGAGGGAAAAGAAACUCGUGGCAUUGCCCGUGGUCUCUCAACAUGGCGUGAUGCAGUAUCUCGGUGCAAUACGGCCGCACAACUCGCGAUGUUGCUUCAUGCGCUGGAGUCGCAUAUUGCCUGGGACAAGAGUAUUAUGAAAGCGAAUUGUCAGUUCUGUCUGUGUGGAGACAAUGAGGGUCAGCUGUUGCUAUGUGAUGGUUGUGAUAAAGGCUAUCAUACAUAUUGCUUUAAACCGAGGAUGGAGAAAAUACCUGAAGGAGAUUGGUACUGCUGGGAGUGCGUGAACAAGGCGCGUGGGGAGCGUGUGUGCAUCGUGUGCGGGGCGGGAACGGGCGCGGGUAGACUCGUGCCUUGCGCUUUGUGCGUACGCGCAUACCACGCAGACUGUCAUUACCCUCCAUUGCUCAAGAAUCCUCGCGGCAAGUGGUAUUGCGCUCAUUGCAUAUCGCGUGCUCCACCCAAGAAACCGCGUAAAUCAAACAAACGCGACUCCAAACAUAAGGACAUGUCUAACAUUGAUCUAGACGCAUCUAUGGUACCUAGUCCAGCGCCAUCUCACGCCUCAACAUCGACAACUGCGGAAGAAUGUACCCCUAACGUGUUAUGUACACCUGAGAAGGACCACGACAAAAUGGAAGAAAGUGUUGAACACGAGAAUGGACAUAAUGUAUCUGAGCUACCAUUACCAAUGCCUGAGGAUGGUACACCGGAAAAGCAUCGCGCACUUCAGUUUGUGGCCGGAAAUGGCGCCAUACCUCACGAAGAACCACAUGUUGAUGGACACGAAAAUCACGAACCGGAGAACGCCCCCUUGUUGUCUCGUGCGAAGAAAGAAAAGAGUACAGCGAAGAAACUGAAUAAGGAGUUACAGUUUUGCAAAAACCUUCUAUGCGAAAUGGAAUGUCACGAGCACGCUUGGCCGUUCCUGAUUCCGGUCAACACCAAACAGUUCCCGCAGUACAAGAAAGUCAUUAAGAAUCCAAUGGACUUGUCCACUAUCCGAAGGAAGCUUCAAGAGUCAGGAUACAAAUGCAAGGAAGAAUUCGCAUCGGACGUACGCCUCAUAUUUAGUAAUUGUGAGAUUUUUAACGAAGAUGACAGUCCGUGUGGCCGAGCCGGACACAGCAUGCGACAAUUCUUUGAGACGCGCUGGGCGCAGAUCUGAUUGGGCAACUAGUUGGUCAACUGAUCUAUUAAUUAUUUGCGAUUAGAUUGAAGCGUUGAUCGACCGGUCUAGCGUUUGUUGCCAUCCUGUCGAAAAUGCAUAGUCGGUCGAUUGGUUUAUCGAUUAUUUUACAAUCGAUUAGGCAAUGUUUGCAUUGUUAGACUGAUGUUUAUAAGGAUUUCUUAAGUACUAUAAUGACUCUGACACUUCUGUUAAAACGUUGGAUGAUCUUUCAAACAAAGAACAGAAGAUUUUGUGUUAUUCACUAUUUUUUGACUACAUCAGAAGAUCUGAUUUAAGAAAUCCUUAAAAAGUGAAAAUUAUCAUGUGUCAAAUUAUGAACAAAUAACAUUCCAACGAUGUUUCUGACAAAAUGCAGGAAUCUCAUUGAUAUUUACCUGAGUCUGUGCAAGUUACACAAAUGUUUAAAUAUACUGUAACUAACCGAUUUGUAUUACACGUUAAUUUUGUGUAAAAAUGGCGCACACUACGAGUGUAAUUGUAUUUAAAUGUAGCUGGUGUAAAUAGCGUAAAGUAAGAUUUUAAAAAGUAUUAGUGCGAGAAUUAUUUCUAAGCAUAGAUAAUGUUUUAAUUAAAUGUCAAUGUCACUUGUCGAUUUUGUUAAUUUGCAACGAAACUAUCCGAGAUGAUUCGAAAUUUAAAUUCGGUGGCCAGUGUCGAAUGAGGUUGUGUAUGUCAACUAUAAAAAUACGCCAAAUAUUUUUCAUUUUUGAAAUUGGAAUUUUAGUCUAUGUCGACGCAAAUUGUUUUGCGUUCUAAACUUUAAGCGCGAAAUAUAAAAAUUAAAUGUUAACUUUUAAUAUAUGGCGCGAUAUCGAUUUUUAAUGGAAUGCUCAUUUUAUUUAAUAUUGUAUUUCGUUGAAGUGAUUCAUAAAUUGUUAAUGUCUUAAAUCAUUACAGUUAUUUGUAUAGAUACGAAUCUGUGCAAUGUACGAAAUGCGUAUUCCAUUAUUAAAUUAAUGUUUUUAACUAUGGUGUACAGGAAAUGUGGUUGUAGCGUAUAAAGAAUUUUGGUAGUUGGUUAAAAGCGUUUUAAAGUUCGUCCUUGCUUGCUCUGGAAAUCUCGAAAAUAAGUUAAGAAUGAAUGGGCUUAGACUUAUCAAACAAGAUAUUACAAAGAAAACAUUGAAAUGUAUUUUAUAUUUUAAGACAAAAAAAUCUAAAUUUGAAGAUUCCAAUAUGAUACUUCUUAUAUUUCUAUCAAUGUGUGACAGACCAAGUAAAUCUUUCGAUACUGACGGAAUUUUAUAGAUUCCAUUACAAAAACUAUUUCUAUAUAUUUUCAGAGCAAUAAUUCAUUUUUCAAGUUUUCUUUAUAAUUCACGUUUGAAAUUAACUGAUAAAAUAUUGUGACAAAAUAAAUAUAAUAAUAUUAAUGAGGGCGCGAGUCAUAUUCUUUAAGUCUUAUUUAUUUUUAUGAUUCCAAAUUUAGUACUUAUUUGAAGCGGAAGGGCUUUUUUGUUUGUUGCGACAUUGUAUACAUUUUAAUUUGAACAUCAUUCCUUCAGCACAAAUGUGUUGAUAGUAUUUCAAAGUAUUACUACUUAUGCAGCUUUUUAAUAUACUCUGUUAAAAGGACAAACAAAAAAAUAUUAAUAAUCUGUAGUUAGUAGCCUCUGCCAAGAUAUGUUUUCAAUACUGCCAGUAAAAUGCGAAACAUAUUUUGGUGUAUUCGUCCAAUGGGCGUACGUGAUGGAUAUAGUUAUAUGUUGUGUGAAUCGGUUGAUUUUAACUAUAAAUGGAUAUAUAAAUUAUAUAUACAAUAAAAAUAAAUAAUUUUUGAAGCACUC
Molecule: messenger RNA, 9922 nt
Organism: Pieris napi
Lineage: Eukaryota; Metazoa; Arthropoda; Insecta; Lepidoptera; Pieridae
Product: bromodomain adjacent to zinc finger domain protein 2B-like
Exons: 52
Coding region: 549-8111 (2520 amino acids)
Molecular function (GO): DNA binding; protein binding
Source: RefSeq, a predicted model, not a curated record